This is a messenger RNA of Tilletiopsis washingtonensis, 981 nucleotides long. RefSeq lists its product as hypothetical. Bases 89 to 670 code for a protein of 193 amino acids. The transcript has a single exon. The record is from RefSeq and is a predicted model, not a curated record. NCBI's taxonomy places the organism in Eukaryota, Fungi, Basidiomycota, Exobasidiomycetes, Entylomatales.
UACACCCUCUUUACGCCAAGUUGAUGUGCUGUGUCGACGCCUCGGCGUGGCGCUGCUGAGCGUGGUUCGUGGCAGAGCUGCGGCGGCCAUGACGCCAAGCCUGAAAGUCGUGCCCUCUGAGCGAAGCACGUGGAGGCGGGUGCAGGACCGCCAUCCUGCGCCGCAGUCGCCAGCAUCCGCCAUCGCGCAUCGUUGCCCCCUGCUGUCAAAUCACGGCGCCGCCGGCUGCGGGGCGGCGCGAUCGCCGUGGCCUCGGCUGCCGCGCUCAGAGCAGCAUGCAGCCUGCGAAAAGGAAGCAGUCGAGUCGCAGCCGGUGCGUGCUGGCGGGAGGGACGUGCGCACGCCUGUGCCCCUGCUCCCUGCCCUGAGCAGCCCCUCUUACUUGCUGGACUUCGGAUGUGCAAGCUGCGUUCCACACUUGCACGCAGCGCAGUUGGACGCCGAGACAAGGCGCGGUGCACCGCCUGCUGCGGCAGCACCAGCCAGCUCAUCGCCUCUCGCGGCUGGCUGCUGCUGCCACGCCGCGCGCGCGUCACGCCUCGUACGCGCAGCAGCGCGCUGCGGCAUCCGAAGCCGACGCGGCGCACGGCAGAGGUCAACGUCGACGGCCGGCUGCCCAGGAGGCCCAUCGUGCCCCUCCGCUGCCAGAUCUGCAGGCCGGUGCUCCUGAAAAGGCGCACACAUGGGCACAGCCUGCACUCUGUAUGCGAGUGAGGGCUCAUUUGAGGCAUGCUGGCCUGCUCCGCCCUCUCAGGGGUGCUCCCAGGCGCCCCGCAGCGCCGCAGCCAUCCUUCGCGCUUAUUUGGCCGCGUCCGCACGCACGGCGCGGCGGCGCGGGCGGCGCGUGGCAGCAGACGUGGCGAUUUGCGCAGCGGGAGGCUCGAGGGUUGCGAGCAGAGGCAGGCUCGGCGCUGCAUCGUCUGCCGCUGCGGGUGCGUCACGCGCGCUGCUGCCCCUGCGCCGCGCACAAGAAGACGUGAG